Molecule: messenger RNA, 944 nt
Organism: Lampris incognitus (smalleye Pacific opah)
Lineage: Eukaryota; Metazoa; Chordata; Actinopteri; Lampriformes; Lampridae
Gene: uqcc4
Product: ubiquinol-cytochrome-c reductase complex assembly factor 4
Exons: 2
Coding region: 79-510 (143 amino acids)
Source: RefSeq, a predicted model, not a curated record
CGGUGUUGCACAACGAUGGGUUACAUGACCUCACAUUGAGACGCAUUUGGUCGUUACCUGACAUGAGCGUUGCUCAGGAUGCCGGCAACAAGAUGUGUUUUGUCUCGUUUGAAGCGGUUUUCUUUAAAUCACGGAUUAUUCUCUCAUGACACUGCGAAGAACUUGAGAGGACUGAACCAUGUGAGACCCCUCACUCUGACCAGUUCGGGUUGGGCCAGAUCCACCAAACAGGAGGAUGAAGAGAACAAUGAGCCUAUUAAGUUCUCCACCAGUAAGGCCAAUCAGCAUUCCUGGAAGGUUGAGCGCUCAAUGGGCAGCCACUACCAGCGACCCAUAUGGAAGGUCCUCCCUAUCAGUCUGUUCGGUAUUGGCUUCUUGCUGUGGUGUGCGUUCCGAGAAGAGACGGACAUUGACAAAAUGCUAGAGAAAACUCUCUACGAACAUUUACCAGGCUUCCUCUCAGAUGAAGAGAAGUCCCAAGAUGAUCAAGACAAUACCCCUGGGACUUAAAACUUUUUGUUUUUUUGCCUGAUGUAAAUGCAGUUUGUACAACAGAAUAUGGUUUGGCACCAUCCGAUGAAACAAUGCUAAGUGUAAUGCUAAUGCCGUCCAGUGAGCUGCAAUCCAGCAAGGUGUUUCCCCCCCUCCACAGGGUAGACUCGUGGUAGGGCACCAGAUUAUGCCUUUUAGGCUAAUGCAGCGUUGGUGUCACUUUGACACAUUGUGUGUCAUAGUGGGGAUAAGUUUUCAUAAACGACUAACUUUUCCAAAUUAGCAGACUGGACUGAAAUGUUUUGGAUCAAACCACGCCUCCUUGCUAUAUAAAGUAAACUGAAAUGUACUUUCAAUUUAAGCUUGAUUUCUUUGCACCAGUCUUAAUUUACACACCCCCCAGCACCUGCCCGUAUCAAUUAAAUACAUGAUUUAGUCCUUAUACGCAUUUU